AUGACUCCCAAAGAAGAGCCAUCGCCGAUUUUGUCAAAACGGUCGAUUUUGGGUGACUCUUGGGUUCCCAUAUAUGAGGUUCCUGUUGAUUUUGAGGCUCCACACUUCGACACUGCUAUGAGUAACCUAAUAAGAGAGCCCAAUAUCAACUCGACCGUCAUUAUGAGAGCUGAUAUUCUCGAACAAAGCAAUUAUGACGACCGAGGAAAGCUUCUUUGUACGAAAACAUUUCACUUGAAGCUUCCUACUCUUCCAGCGGACGAGAAUGGCUCACAGGAGCUACUUGCAAGAGACCUAAAUGAUGUCAAGCUUCGAUCAGUCCCUUUUGACGGACUGAAAGUUGAGCUCCAUAAUCAUUACAACGUCAUUCGUCGCAUGAUACCUAGGAACCCCUAUAAAGAUCACAUUAUUAACCAAACGUGCUUAGUUCUUCGAGGUAAGCAGUCACAAACAGUAUUGGUGGUGUAUAUUCCUCACAUCGAGAGCAUUGAAGAAGUACCUUUCUACCUACCUCCUGUUGUAGCCGUUGGCAUCUUGUACCAUGAAGGAAGUCUUCUGAUUCACUAUGUGCCUUUUAAAAGCAUGCGCUUGAGAGACAUGGAUCCCACAGAGAGACCCUUCAGAAUUGCAUUAAGACUACUACAGACAUCGGCUAAACAUUCACUUGGAGCUAAGCUAGGGUACGAAAAACGAGUGAAACAUGAUCUUGUUGUUCCUCGUGUGGCAUUUCAAAAUCGUUAUAUCGCAUUGAAGAAGAAGUACCUGAGUGAGCUUGUGGCUAAUUGGUGCGAGAGUACUGAUCCAAAGAAACAUGUCUUCGAAGAUUUGGCUGUAGCAGCAUUUCUUAUCGAGCUCUGGAACGAAAGGUAUCCAGACGGUGACUUUGAGUUUCGUGACCUCGGGUGCGGGAAUGGGCUUCUUGUUCAUAUCUUGAUUCUGGAAGGAUACAAAGGUGAAGGUAUCGAUGCUAGAGCACGAAAAUCUUGGAAGACAUACCCCCAAAAUGUUCAAAAAUGCCUCUCCGAAAAAAUCAUCAUCCCUAGCGUUCUACUAAAGCCACAUCCUGCCGUGGCAAAAAUGGCACCACACAUCACAAACAAUGGUCGUCUAUUUCAGGUCCCUGAAGCUGAUUCUGCUCAUCCCAAGCUGAUUCCGCUCAUAAAAUACUAUUCUUCUGCUAAUCUUCUCGAGUCAUCAAAAGUGUGUACGAUGGAAGAGUUCCCACCAAAUACAUUUCUCAUCGGAAAUCAUUCGGAUGAGUUGACAUGCUGGAUGCCAUUGUUCAAUUUGCCAUUUGUGGUGAUACCCUGCUGCUCUCAUGCUCUUAGCGGUGCAAAGAUCAGAUACAAUCCCAGAGUGCAAUACGAUCCCGUCACUAAAGCCAAACUAGCCCCACAAAAUGUGUCCACAUAUGGUGCGUUGGUGGACCAUGUUGAGGAUUUAGCCUUGAGAAUGGGGUGGAAUGUUGAAAAAGAGAUAUUGAGAAUACCUAGCACACGUAAUGCUGCUAUUAUAUGCAUCAACAAAAGAAAAUCAUUCGAAGAUGAGCCCUCUGACAUCACUGACAUGAGAGUUAUUGAUAUUCUAGCCACUGAAGGUGGUGCCGAAGGCUGGGUAGAGAACUCAAUGGCAUUAAUGAAAAAAAGCCCUAAAAAUCACUGA
Molecule: messenger RNA, 1662 nt
Organism: Candidozyma auris
Lineage: Eukaryota; Fungi; Ascomycota; Pichiomycetes; Serinales; Metschnikowiaceae
Product: tRNA (uracil) methyltransferase
Exons: 1
Coding region: 1-1662 (553 amino acids)
Biological process (GO): tRNA methylation
Molecular function (GO): tRNA (uridine) methyltransferase activity
Source: RefSeq, a predicted model, not a curated record